UCUUUCUCUCGAGUGAGUUCCGGUAACGUUCCGGCUGAGGACAGACUGCUGCGGUCUCUCUUCACAGGAUACAGUAAACUGGCCCGUCCGGUUGAGAACGUCAGUGAUGUGGUGCUCGUCCGGUUCGGACUGUCCAUCGCUCAGCUCAUUGAUGUGGAUGAAAAAAAUCAGAGGAUGACCACAAAUGUGUGGGUGAAACAAGAAUGGCACGAUUACAGACUCCGCUGGAACCCCGAAGAUUAUGAUAACGUCACGGCUAUGAGGAUACCGGCACAGUUUAUAUGGAAACCAGAUAUAGUGCUGUAUAACAAUGCGGAUGGAGAUUUCACCGUGACACACCUGACCAAGGCUCACCUGUUCUUUAACGGACAAGUCACCUGGGUCCCUCCGACCAUCUACAAGAGCUCUUGCUGCAUUGACGUCACCUUCUUCCCUUUUGACCAGCAGAACUGCACCAUGAAGUUCGGCUCCUGGACCUACGACCGCAGCAAGAUCGACCUGAUCUCUAUGGAUGACAACGUGGAUAAGUUGGACUACUGGGAGAGCGGAGAAUGGGUGAUCACCAGUGCCGUGGGCACCUACAACCUCAAGAAGUAUGAGUGUUGCUCGGAGGUGUACCCCGAUAUUACCUACUCCUUCAUCAUCAAAAGACUGCCACUGUUCUACACGAUAAACCUCAUCGUGCCAUGUUUACUCAUUUCCUGUUUGACUGUGCUGGUCUUCUACCUUCCGUCUGACUGCGGCGAGAAGGUGACCAUGAGUAGCUCCGUUCUCCUUUCUCUAACCGUCUUCCUGUUGCUUAUCACGGAAAUCAUUCCGUCUACGUCACUGGUGAUUCCGUUGAUUGGCGAAUACCUGCUCUUUACGAUGAUAUUCGUCACACUUUCCAUUACUAUCACUGUUUUCGUGCUCAAUGUGCACCAUAGGUCACCUCAGACGCAUUCCAUGCCCGGUUGGAUCCGUAAGUUCUUCCUGGACGUAAUUCCGAGAUUCCUUUUCAUCAAGCGCCCCCCUGUAUUGCAGAAGUGUAGGAAGAGCAUUGACUCUCAGCAGAAGAAGCGAACGAGCAGCACUCCUUCAGUUUGGGACGACAACUUGGUUCAUUCUCCAUGUUCACGUAUACUUGUCAAGUAUCCAGAAAAGUUUCCACCUCUCCAGACUUCCCAUAGCUGUUGCUCUUUUGGGACUUUAGGUCCUCCAGGUACACUCUUCUCAAAUUCCCCAAAGGCUUCUGAAGAGAAGCUACAGGGCAAGGAAAAGACCCGCUCACUAAGUGUGCAAUAUGGACAUGGGGAACGAGAGCGGAAGCCUUCGAAUGCUAGCAAACGCUAUCGUUCGCGGAGCAUCCAGUACUGUUGUCUUCAAGAGGGGCUUCAACAAAAUCAACGGAGGUCUUCUGUAUUUCAAUUCCCCUUUGUGGCUGAGGAACAAUUCGAUGUGGCAGGUGGUAAAUUGAAUGUGAUGCAAGAGAGUUUGUUAGCUACCAAAUCCGGCAAAUUGACUGACACAGAGGAAAAUCUACAAAUCGCGCCAACUAAUGCUAUGCUGCAAGCCAUUGAGGGAGUGCAAUACAUCGCUGACUACCUCCGUGCAGAGCAUGCAGAUUUAUCUGUGAGGGAAGAGUGGAAGUAUGUGGCCAUGGUCAUUGAUCGGAUCUUCUUGUGGAUGUUUAUUUUGGUGUGUAUUCUGGGUAUCGUAGGACUGUUCUUCCCUCCAUGGUGGGCUGAAAUGUUUUAAUAAUCAUUAUGAUGAAAAAGUAAUUAUAACCACUGAAGUCAAAUGGUACUUUUCCACGGCACGUUACGGCUCGACUCGACUCUGCUCGCUUUACUUUUCUGAGUUUGCUUUUCCACUGCUGUUUAGUGCCGCCUCAACGUGGGCGGGAUUAUAGGCUGAUCAUCAUAGUUCCGCCGCCUCUACUGCCGUGACAUCACCUUAAACACAACACAAACAUUACUAACCAUAAACAAUAACACAAGUGCUAGCUAUUAGCAACUAGCUCAUUGUGCUGUAUAAAGCAGUUGUUGCAUGGUGAUUUUACUCAAGUGUAACAGUUAAAUUGUCUGGUUGGUUAAGAAGCUUUCCAGUAGCUGCUCAACUAAAUAAAGUGAAGCUUAUAUAGAGCAGAGUAUAGAGUUAACGUAACAAAAUGUACCAUCCACCAUCGUGGACUCCAACAACGCCGUGGCCGAGUCCAGCGCAUGCGCGCCUCCCAUUGCUCGCCGGUCUAGAUAGCGUCCAUUUGGUCGAACCACUUCCACUUUUCCUUGAAGGUUCUGUAGUCACUUAAGUUUUUGUACUUUUCCCUACCCUGUUGGUAGGUCCGGUGGAAGCCGUGUGCAGCCAACAGCUGAGACACUUCCUGAAAGACCUUUUCGUUUCACGUCGUUUCGUUCGUCGCUAAUGAGAGGAACGUCUGCACCUUGUUUAUUGACCACGCCGUGGUUUUGCGCACAGCCAUUUCUUUUCACAAUUCGAAAGUAGCUUGAACAAAUGAUACUGCUAUCGCUGUAGCUAACUUUAAAACUAGUGGGUUUAUGUCCCGUGUUGCAAAUCCAGUGACGCUGGUAGUGACGAUUCUCUCUGACCAAUCAGUGAUCUGCAGGGUUUUGACGUCUGUAAAGGGGUUCAAUGGAAAGGAGGAAGCAAGAACUGGCUUGACAAUGUAAAUAAUAUUUUAAUAUUAAACUUAAACAGAAAAGACAAACACACCUACACGCCGGUUCUCCGAUACACCGCCGCAUGGUCCUCGAUCACUCCUCCACCCUCUCAGGCGGACGACAGCCACUUCUCCACGGGCGGACCGGAGUCAGACUCACGACCCCCGGCGGUCAAAACGUCCCUCCACGUUCUCGGUGACUUGUGGGGACACUCCUCCGCUCCUGGCAGUAGCCCUACCACUCCAGGCGGUCAGGGAACACUUCCCUCCUCCCCUCACGGACAGCAGUUUUCCUCCGACCCCUCCGUGUUUCUGGGGGAUGGCAGGGCUCUCCUCCGCCCCUGGCAGCGACUCCAUUGCUCCAGGCAGUCGGGGAGUCCAGUCCCCACUCGCCUCGCGGACGGCGGCCAUUCACCGUGUCCGGGUGGUCGGUUUACUCCCUCCCCCAGUGGAUGGUACCGGCGCUCCCCUGGGUGGACGGCAGUGUCGAGGACUCCUUCCCGGGCUUCGGCACCAGUGUAAAGGGGUUCCAUGGAAAGAAGGAGGCGAGAACCGGCUUGACGAUGUAAAUAAUAUUUUAAUAUUAAACUUAAACAGAAAAGACAAACACACACAUGACGGACAUGUCCGUAAACUAUCUCUCUCUCGUCGCACCACCGUCUGCCAUCGGCCUUUAUCCCUCUCGGAGGCUUAAUUGGCCUGAUGAGGGACCGGGUGUGUAUAAUCACGACCCUCCGCCCUGCCACAACGUCACAUUUAGUAUCGGCUGGUCUCGCUUGGAACAUCGACCGAGGUGGUAAUAAAAAAAGUACCAGGUACCAUCCACAGUGUAAAACCCCCAAAAAGUGAGCAGUCAAGUCGAGUCGAGUUGUACCGUGCAGUGGAAAACCCCCAAAAGACCCGGUCUAGCCCACAUCACAACUAAAUGAUUACUAUACUUGCAUGUAGAAUAGGACGUGUGUCGAAAAGGUGUUUUGUUAAAAUAUCUUCUUUUGGUCUUAAUUCAGUUAAAGUGUUUUUACCUGUUGAAGUUCCAUUAGACUUGUAGAUGGAAACUAGUUUUGUCUGAUAUAAAUGUAUUAUUAAUGAUCAUAUCCCGUACUUUGCCUUUACCUUUACAUUUACCUUUAAUUAUCAUUUUUGUCAUUGGGGGGGAAUAAUAAAAUACAA
Molecule: messenger RNA, 3829 nt
Organism: Xyrauchen texanus (razorback sucker)
Lineage: Eukaryota; Metazoa; Chordata; Actinopteri; Cypriniformes; Catostomidae
Product: neuronal acetylcholine receptor subunit alpha-4
Exons: 5
Coding region: 175-1737 (520 amino acids)
Biological process (GO): signal transduction; chemical synaptic transmission; monoatomic ion transmembrane transport
Cellular component (GO): neuron projection; postsynaptic membrane; synapse
Molecular function (GO): acetylcholine-gated monoatomic cation-selective channel activity; transmembrane signaling receptor activity
Source: RefSeq, a predicted model, not a curated record